CCCAACAACAAAGACCGUCAAAUAUUCCGGCUCUCUUCCGUAUCCCCCUGUACCCGUCCACACCCUAUCUUUUCUUCUCUUUUCUCUUUCUCGGUCUACACUACUAAAUUCUCUCCCCCUCUCUCUCUAAAAUCUCCGUAAAAUCCUCUCCUUUAGUUAGGGUUUUAAUUGACGGAAAUGGGGAGUCGGUUGAAGGAGGAUGAGAGAAAUGAAAGAGCGAUACGAAAUCUUCUGAAACUUCCUGAGAAUCGGAGGUGUAUUAACUGCAAUAGUUUGGGGCCUCAAUAUGUAUGCACAAGCUUUUGGACAUUUGUUUGCACAACUUGCAGUGGCAUACACCGUGAGUUCACUCACAGGGUAAAAUCUGUAUCGAUGGCCAAAUUUACUACACAAGAAGUUAGUGCCCUUCAAGGAGGAGGAAACGCGAGUGCCAAAGAAAUCUAUUUUAAGGAAUGGGAUGCACAACGCCAGUCCUUACCUGACAGCAGUAAAGUUGAGAGGCUUCGGGACUUUAUCAAGCAUGUCUAUGUGGAUAGAAGAUACUCUGGUGAGAGAAGCUUUGACAAGCCUCCAAGGGGGAAAAUGGGGGAAGGAGAAGGUUCUAGAAGUCCACCAUACGACAAUGACCGGCGUUAUAGUGAUAGGCCUAGUCCAGGUGGAAGAAGUGAUGGAAGUUCCAGAAACAGUUACGAUGAAAGACGUAGUCCUGGGUAUGAUUCAGAUUUCAGGAAAAGCCCCGCACGUCCCGAUAUCGUUAAUGACUGGCGACGAGAAGAUAGAUUUGCGAAUGCAAAAAAAUCUGAUGAUGGGAAGAGUUUUGAUGGAGGUUUGAAGGUUGAAGGUAGGUCUCCUGAUCGCCAAAGUGAUUCAGAUAUAUCGAGCCCGCCGAUAGUUAGGCCCGUUAGGGAAAUACUGGGAGAAAGUGUUUCUCCUCUUCGGGUUAUUGAACCUCCAAAAGCUAAUGGUUCAAAGCCAGCAGAUGGCUCCUUCCAAACACAGAGAACUGCUUCUUCCAGUAGCCUAGCAUCUUCAACUGGGAAUCCAACCGAACUUAAAACAGAAACUUCAUUAAUUGAUUUUGAUGCUGACCCUGAACCACUUUCAACUGCCCCGGGCCCACAACCACAACAAAUCGUUCCACCACCAACUGUGGCACAACCACCACAAUCAUCAAAUGAUAAUUGGGCCAGCUUUGAUUCAUCUCCCGUAAUAAAAUCCACUCAACCUUCUACAACAAGUUCUAAUUUACUUGAUAUGCUUUCUGAGAUUUCAGUUCCUGCACCGGGUAACAAUCCAGCAGUUGCAACUACACCGCCAUCAACGUUUAAUGCCUUUGGCGACUCUGGUUAUGGUGGCCAGUGGCAAAAUGUGGUUAGUCACCAGAAUCCUGUUCCUGCUACUGGAAUUCAGCUACCUACUACAUCGUUAAAUCAGCCAUUGAAUACUUCUGGUGGAGAUACCCAUGGGCUUUUAACCGCUGGUACAUUUUCUCAAGUUACAUCCAGUAUCGAGGCUAAACCUUCUGCCAAACAAGAGCUACCUGCGGAUUUAUUUACGUCAAGCUAUCCAUCCUAUACUGCUCAAGGUCCAGGCUGGUACUCUGCUCCACAAUAUAGCAUGGGAUACAAUAUGCAAUAUAACCUUCCACAGCAGCAUACGCCACCUGCUUCUGUACAGUCAUCAAAUCCAUUUGAUAUCAACGAAUCACCUUCAGUUCAAUCUACAGCAUUCCCUUCCAUGGCACCAUUACAAGAUGCUUUACCAAACAUGGGACCCGCAUCUAACAUACAGCAAAUCACGGGUCUAGGUGCUCCGGCACCGACAUGGAUGACCCACCAAUCAAUGCCUUCUGGUCCAUUCAUGGGACAGGUACCUCCAAACAUCCCACCUCAACCCAGGCUGCCACAAGUAGGAACAUUUGGAUACGAUAUGACAUCGUUUGCUUCCAUGAAUAACACAAAUCAACAACAAAGUGGAUUUUAUGCUGCACCUGCUGCUACGCCAAACACCUUCUCUUCUAACCCGUUUGGGUAAAUAAAGAAACCGAAAACUCAUUAUAUAUUGAAUGAUUAUUCAACAAGUAUGCAAAAUCAUCUAAUUUGCUUGCUCGAGAAUCGUCAAAGAGGGUUCCUGUUGUAGAUUUGUAUUUAUCAACUUCAUCAGUUGGUAAAUUAAGGUGCAGUUUUCCGGCCAAUGUAAAAUCUGUCAUGUUGUAAGGAAAAAAAUUUUAAAAAAAUGGCGGUAGAAGUUUUAUUAAGAUUUUUGUUUUUUUUUUGGUGAUUUUGUUUGUCUUUAUUGUUGCUUUUUUUUUUUUUUAUAAAUUGUAUAAUGGUUGUAAAACUUGAGUUAUAUUUAUUAUUCUUUUGUUUACUUUUUAUAUAGCUUUCAACA
Messenger RNA from Helianthus annuus (common sunflower), 2391 nucleotides. RefSeq names its product probable ADP-ribosylation factor GTPase-activating protein AGD14. Lineage: Eukaryota; Viridiplantae; Streptophyta; Magnoliopsida; Asterales; Asteraceae. The record is from RefSeq and is a predicted model, not a curated record. Gene Ontology annotation, molecular function: GTPase activator activity. The transcript has 14 exons. Bases 178 to 2034 code for a protein of 618 amino acids.